CUGGCAUUUACGCUUCCGCGACCAUAACCUCCCAACGAACGACGCGCCAAAUCCCGCUGCGCCGUUCGCCCACUGUCCAUAAUACACACACGCACGCAUACAACCGAAAAAGGACACAUCAAUCCUCCAUAAUAGGGAAUUCGGCAAAAGGGACGAGCCAACCUCACGACAUCCACCGCGGAUCUUACAACGUUCGCUCUACUACAUACACGCAAACCCGCAACUAUGUUCGGUGUCGCAGGCAUGCAACCGCGGCAACUCGCCGCACAGGUGCUCAACUUUGCGCUCGUGCUCUCUACCGCGUUCAUGAUGUGGAAAGGCCUCUCUGUCGUCGCCGACUCUCCAUCACCGAUUGUCGUUGUACUGUCUGGAUCCAUGGAGCCCGCAUUCCAGCGAGGCGACCUGCUGUUCCUAUGGAAUAGAGGCUUAGAUACCCAGAUUGGGGAGAUUGUCGUGUACAAUGUCAAGGGCAAGGAUAUCCCGAUUGUGCAUAGGGUGGUUAGGAGAUAUGGUGGAGGUAAAACUCCUCUCCGACUCCUCACAAAAGGUGACAAUAACCUUGCAGACGAUACGGAGCUGUAUGCUCGCGGACAGUCUUUCCUUAACCGCAAGGAGGAUGUGAUUGGAAGUGUCGUUGGCUUCAUACCGUUUGUGGGAUACGUUACCAUUCUGCUGAGCGAGCACCCAUGGCUUAAGCAAGUCAUGCUGGGAAUCAUGGGUGUUAUGGUGGUGUUGCAGAGGGAGUAGCGUGUGUAUGAUUGGGAAAGAAAAAUAGUGUGUAUCGAGGUUCGUUAUAGAAUUUGGGUUAUAUCAUAUUCGUGCUUAUCGUAUCCGGUGGUGAAGAUGUUUGCUAUGACUUGAACUUUUACUGCAUAUCUUUGCAGUUCUAUGCUUUGAAAUGAAUAAUCCAGAUAUCCACAUCAUGCACCGAAAUCGUGUAGUUGAAUCUAAAACACAAUACUUACCGCUGUGAUAGUCACACGAUUGCGCAUGCAUUUGACAAGAGAAUGUAAAAAAGUGAUAAAAAAAUCCCCGAUCUAUCUUACUUCUCCUCCGUGCCAUCCACCCCCC
This is a messenger RNA of Bipolaris sorokiniana ND90Pr, 1071 nucleotides long. RefSeq lists its product as uncharacterized. The record is from RefSeq and is a predicted model, not a curated record. The coding region runs from base 226 to 747 and encodes 173 amino acids. NCBI's taxonomy places the organism in Eukaryota, Fungi, Ascomycota, Dothideomycetes, Pleosporales, Pleosporaceae. Gene Ontology annotation, cellular component: signal peptidase complex; membrane. Gene Ontology annotation, molecular function: serine-type endopeptidase activity. The transcript has 2 exons.